Messenger RNA from Corticium candelabrum, 4110 nucleotides. RefSeq lists its product as uncharacterized. NCBI's taxonomy places the organism in Eukaryota, Metazoa, Porifera, Homoscleromorpha, Homosclerophorida, Plakinidae. The coding region runs from base 204 to 3971 and encodes 1255 amino acids. The record is from RefSeq and is a predicted model, not a curated record. The transcript has 13 exons.
CUAUAGGUAUCCCUAGCAGAGGCAAGCCAGGAAAGAAGUGACUAUUAUAUUCGUUUCAAGGAUAUCAUUAUAAGGCUAGUGUCCUUUCUGGAGUCUUGAAGCGAGGAGCGGUUACCGGACAGUUUACUAUACCUGGUCAAGGGCCCUUAGUGACGGAAAUUCAACUGUAAACAAACUCGUGAAGGCGGUUGGAAAGCCGUGACAUGGCUGAUACAGAUGAAGAACCAACUGACCGACCUCCACCUACCGGCGGAGCUACAGAGCUUUUGCUGCCUGCCGCUGCAGAGCAAAGCGGUCAAUCUGAAAUGACUGAAGAACCUCUUGCUGUAGAACAGGCUGAACCUACUGAGGACCGGAAGUCGGUGACAGAAGAUGACCAGAAAUUUGUUGACGAGGACGCGAAAGCGAUGCCGUCCAAGAGUGCAGAAGAUAGGUCGCUGUCAACUGAGAUGGAAGAGGGAGAGCUGGAGACGGUGUCUAGACCACCGACUGUGGCCAGCAAACACGUUUCGUUUCAGGAAGACCAUGAAGGUACGGGAACGCCUACGUCUCAGUCUGGCACGCAUUUGGGACCCAAAGAGCAGCUUGUUCAACGCUCUACAUCGUCAAUUCACCUGGAGGAUACGGCAGUGGAAGAGAAGCAGACGUCUGUGACUGUUGUUACACCUGAUGUUGAUAUGGAGACGGAAGUGGAGGAGGAAGGGAGGUCUAUGACUGAUGUAGAGACGACAGUGGAGGAGAAGGAGAGGCCUGUGACUGUUGUUACACCAGAUGUUGAUGUAGAGACGACAGUGGAGGAGAAGGAGAGGUCUGUGACUGUUGUUACACCAGAUGUUGAUGUAGAGACGACAGUGGAGGAGAAGGAGAGGUCUGUGGCUGUUGUUACACCAGAUGUUGAUGCAAAUGAGAAGACACUACCAGAGAAUACAAAGGAUGGUAUUAGUGAUGAAACUGGUGAAGAAGAUAAAAGAGAAAGAGCUGUUGCUGAUUCUGAGCAGAUGGUGGAACACAGAGACAUGAAAUCGGAUAUUCCACCUAUUAAUUUCAGACCAGACUUCUCAGCUUUUGAAGUCAUCGAUGUAGAGCAACCUGAGCAAGAAGAUGACCUUGCUUUGAAAUCUGAAACUCAUGCAAUCCAAGGCCUUCUGGAUGAGCUGGAAGACGGUCAGUCUGACCUGGAUAGUGACAUGCCUCCUCCACCUCUCUUCUCUCGGCCUGAACAUCGAUCUAAUCGAGAAAAGCUUGCUGAUCUAAAGACACAGAUCAGUGAGCCACGUGGGCUUGGAGAGUAUCUGGAUGAGUUUGAUGAUGUCGUGAAGGAUGAUGUGUUGCUGAUUGGUAACAUCUCUUUGGAAGACAUCCAAGAAGAGGAACGGAGACUUCGAGAUGAACACAUUGCAUAUCAGAAACAAGAAGCGAGCUUACAGAAGGAGAGAUUGCAGGAACUGCUGCAGAAAGAAGAACAAGCUAAACUGGAGGUGGCGAACAUAGCAAAAGAUAAGAAAAAAGCAAUACAAAAAAGAGAAACUAUGAAUUUACAAAGAGAUCGCUUGCAACAUGAUAUGCUUCAGAAGUCAUAUCGUCGUGCUGAACAACAGAUGUUAGCAACUUUGAAGAGACGAAAAGCUGAAGUCAAGACUAUGUAUGGCGACCUUGAGGUUGCGGAUGGUCAGUAUGGUGGGAGUAAAGGUCGCCGUUGGAAGGUCGACUGGUCAAAAACACCACAACCGAUUCAAGUCAAACUGAAGUGUCUCCGAGCUGUGAAAGACAAGCUGCCAGCUGGCAGAUACAUAAUGAUGGUGUCUUUGUAUGACCGACUGGGAGGUCAUGUUCUGCGCUGGUCAGAAUUGAAGGGACAGCAGUGGGGUGGUGCCACUCUUCCUGUGCAGCACGAUGGCCAUUAUCACAACAUCGAGUUAAAGCUCGAUCAGAGCGUGUUCACUGUCUGUCCAGCCAAGCCUGACAUCCGUCCGGCAAUGGUGCUGAUGUUUGAGUUGUUUCUGCUACGAGGAGCGGUGACACCCACUGACAGAGUGGUUGCUUGGGGAACGUUUCCGAUAUCAGAUGCCGAAUUCAAUAUCGUUGAGGGAAAAUACAAAUGUUGUAUGCUGCGAGGUGACAUUGAUCCUUCUAUCGAUAAACAUGAGAAAUUGGAAGAACUAAUGGCUCGUGACUUGGAGAACUGGCUGUGCAACCUCUACUUUGAUGUUCUUAAACUACCACGUUACCUUGCUGGUCAAAAAGAGUACGAGGUCGAACUUCAGUUUACAUCAGGCUUGCUGGGGUUUCCCGAUCGUUUACAAGACACUGAGUCAGCUGUUGAUGGCAACGACCCAGUUGUAGACCAGCAAGAUGAGGUACGUGAAGCGCUUGGCGGAAGUAGGAACUCCUUGGUUUCUGGUGGAUCUAGCCAGGAAGAGGCUGGACAGCUUCGUUUGCGAACGGCUGCUGCUAUAACUCGCGGCGAUCUUUCAACCGUACGUCCCGAGACGUCUGUUCGUCAGUCAAGGAGGUUGGUAGAAGGUGGAGAUUCAUCUGACAGUGAUGACGAAUUGCUUGACGACGAUGAAAAUACAGAAUUCACUGAACAGAACGGACAGCCAGGACUCUACUACAAGUUGCACACAAGGAAUCCUGCAGACCGAUACUACAAACAAGUAUACACAAUGCUGCCCAAGACGCCGAUGCUGAAGAAACGGAAAAAGAAGGCACUGAGUCACUUAGAAGAGCUUGAAAAUCACAGCAUAUCAGUCAAACCUCCGUUUUCAGCUAAGGGACGAGAUGAAAAACGCAGCAGCAAAAAGAUUCAGUAUGUUGGUAGGCAGCUGCUGGCAGAGAUGGGUCUUUCUCAGUGGAGAUCUCGUGAGUUUUGGGGUAUGAUCAUUAUGCUCAUUUGUGUAUUUUGGAUAAGGCUCUACCUACACUACAUCGGACAGUGGCUGUUCCUCAGUGGUAUACAAAUUCCAGUCAACAAGUUUGAGUUUCUGGCCUACACAGUGUUUCUCAGGUACCAGAGUUCAUUGCUAUUCACCCGUGAAGAGUUUGCUGUUGUCGUAAUUGGCCCGAUGACAAAUGUCGUCGUCUUUGCUUUGUUUAUUAUGAUGGCUUGGGCUGCACAACGAGUGUUUGGCUCAUUUCCAAACAUCCUGUCUCGAUUCAUCGUUGCCUUUGGAAUUGAGACGGCUCUUGAUCUGGUGCUUGUUACUAUUGUGGAUAUGGCAAUGGGCCGAUACCAGAACCAAGAAGGAACUGAACCAAUAGCCGAUGCUGCUAAACUCUAUUGGCAUUUCUUCCGACUCGAGGGGAAUGGACUGGCUGGGAUUUUUCUCACUCUUUUUGUCUACUUCUUCAUUAUGUUUGUGGCAAUCGCUUGUCUGUACAUGUACUUUCUCAAGCUCCAUAUGAACGGAAGAAUGCUCGACAUCUAUCAUCGUCUUCACGGCAGCCAGGACGACUUCUUCGUUCCCUUCGACUUGGAGAUAUCUAAUGAGGAGCUGAGCUACAUCGUGAAGAAAGCCGAACAAUGGCGUGGAGAAGAAGGAGAGAGGAGAAAGACAGCUGUGUAUGAUUAUGUGUGGGAAGAAGAGCAGGUGGGCGACAAUGGAAAUUCGACGAGCCAACAGGGCCGCCGCGAGACGACGAGUCACGUGUCUAUUUAUACGAUACAUCUUGAUGGGCUUCGUCAACUCUACCGACAUUUCCUCCGACUACAAGACGGCGCCAUUGUCGAGGUAUUCGGAGACGUGGGGUCGGUCGGGCAACGUAAUGUCGACAACAAACUUCAAUCUCGCUUACCAGUGGGCGAAGGAGGAUCCAGAGAGCAGCUGUUUACAGUUGCGGCCACCGACAGGGGAUUGACGCCCUUGAAUUCAACCCGCGCAACAACCUGCGCCACCGUGAGACAGCACGCCGACUUCCUGUCAAUUCCAGAACACAAAUAUGGCAAGGGGACGCCGACAUCUCCUGUUUGAGAGACACCAACGGAGUUGAACUCUUGUAAUUGACCGUAGUUUGUAGUAAUAGAUUUCCUGUACAGUUUCGUGUCUAGUUCCUGGAUAGAAUUAUGUAGAUGAAGCGGAAAAUACUAAUAAAGUUUGAUGCAUCGUGAAA